GCGCGCUCCCGGGCAUCCACAAGGGAGCUCAGCCGCCUCGCCUGCCCUCCCCGCCGCCUCCACCUCCUCCUCUUACACCUCCUCCGGCUGCGGCGGGAGAGGACUCGUCCGGGGACAUAAAUAAAUAAAUAAAUAAUUCCAUUCACCCGGUGACAGAGUGGCGAACCGGCGGCGGCCGGCGGGGGACGGAUCGCUGCAGCGCCCACCCUGUGCCGGAAACCAGGUAAAAUUUUUGGGAACCUUUUGAAGAACCAAGUUUCUCAAUAGAUGGCAUGAUAGUGCUGGAUUGCAUAAUAAGCCACUGAAUGGACUCUCAUUGUCUGAGAGGUCAUCCUUGUUUGUCCGAGGCUUUCUCAACUAUUUGGAUCAAAGUGUGCAGGAAAUGUGUUGGGAAACGACUGCACACUAAGUCUCAGAGUCACUCUUAAGAUGUGAUGCUUUCCUGUGAAACCUUAGACACAGGAAUCUUGGAAACCAAAGGACUCUAGGACUCUGUGCCAAUAGAGCUGCUUUAUAAUCCAGAGUCUGCUCUACCUCUCUUCCUUUGUAUCGCCUUCAAAUAUCACACUUCAAGCAAUAGUGACAAAGCUUAACAAUAUCACACAGAAUCCAAAGAAAUCUGUUCAAGCGAGCAUCUGUCAACAGGUUACUUGAAUUUCAAGUAGAGGAGUGGAAAUGCCACCCCCAGCAGUCUCCCCACCGCUACAUCCACCUCCUGAUGGAGGAUGGGGCUGGGUAGUGGUUGGAGCAGCUUUUAUCUCCAUUGGAUUUUCAUAUGCAUUUCCCAAAGCUGUCACAGUUUUCUUCAAAGAAAUUCAGCUAAUAUUCAACGCUACCUACAGUGAAAUAGCAUGGAUAUCAUCCACUAUGCUAGCUGUUAUGUACGCAGGAGGUCCCGUAAGUAGUGUUUUGGUGAAUAAAUACGGUAGCCGGCCAGUGGUGAUGGUAGGAGGUUUGUUAUGCUGUUUGGGAAUGGUCACAGCCUCUUUUAGUACCAGCGUAGUAGAGCUUUACAUCACCAUGGGAUUCAUUUGUGGUUUAGGUCUAGCCUUCAACCUGCAGCCCGCCUUAACAAUCCUUGGCAAGUACUUCUAUAAGAAACGGCCUAUGGCGAGUGGCCUUGCAAUGGCAGGAAGCCCUGUUUUCCUAAGUACACUGGCUCCUUUCAAUCAGUACCUCUUUAAUACUUAUGGCUGGAAAGGAAGCUUCUUGAUUUUGGGAGGUUUAUUGUUGAACUCCUGUGUGGCUGGGUCCCUUAUGAGACCUGUUGGACCCAAACUAACUACUAAGAAGUCUAAAAAUAAGGUUGGUGUAAGAGCGACUGAUCCAGGCAUGAAGAAAAAACAUAAGAAGAAAUCAAUAUGGGCAAAAAUUGAUAAGUAUUUAGAUUUCUCCCUUUUUAAGCAUAGGGGAUUUCUGAUAUACUUAUCUGGAAAUGUCAUUAUGUUUCUGGGGUUCUUUGCCCCCAUUAUAUUCUUGGCUCCAUAUGCUAAAGACAAAGGAAUUGAUGAAUAUUCUGCAGCUUUCUUGCUGUCUGUUAUGGCUUUUGUUGAUAUGUUUGCCCGACCUACUGUAGGAUUCAUUGCAAACUCCAAAUUAAUCCGACCCCGAAUCCAGUACUUCUUCAGUUUUGCGGUUUUGUUCAAUGGAUUGUGUCAUCUCUUAUGCCCGUUGGCUGAGGACUACCCAAGUCUGGUGGUGUAUGCUGUAUUUUUUGGCCUUGGAUUUGGGAGUGUUAGCAGUAUCCUCUUUGAAAGUCUCAUGGACCUUGUUGGUGCUCAACGAUUUUCCAGUGCUGUGGGUCUCGUCACAGUUGUGGAGUGUUGCCCCGUCCUUCUUGGUCCUCCUCUUGCUGGUAAAUUGGUGGAUGAAACUGGACAAUAUAAAUACAUGUAUGUGGCCUGUGGAGCUAUUGUGGUCCUAGCCAGCGUGUGGCUGCUCAUUGGCAAUGCUAUCAACUACAGGCUGCUCGCAAAGGAAAAGAAGUUGAAAGAGACAACGAAGAAAAUACAUACACCUGAGUCCCGAGAAUCUGAAUCCUUGAAGACAUCUAAAAGUCAUGAUGUUAUUGUCAAAAGUAUCAAAAGUCAAAAGUCAAAAGGAUCAGGGGUUAAUCCCUCAGAAAGAGAAACUAAUAUUUAACAAGAAUCACAUCUCUGAUUUCAGUGUGUAUGACUUUCUUAGGAGUAUUUUUUUUUUCAACAUAUUAGAAGGUUUUUAGUUGAAAUGAGGAGUCAUAAUUAAGGAUGGAAAAGAGAUUUUCCUUAAUGGCAACAUUUUAAAAACUUUGUUUUUUAAAACUUAUUUGGGCAGUUAAAUUUUGAGAUUAUGCAGAUAAAGAAUUCAUGCAAUGGGCUUAUUUCCAUACAUGACUCUGGUUGCGGUGGUUAAAAUGAUUUUAAAGUCUUCCAGUGACUUCCAGUCUUGGUUAUAGAGAUCUGAAUCCCAAACCACUGGUUUAAGUAGUUAGAAGGAGUGUGUUUAAUCCUGUAAGAAUAUCCUCUCCACAUUUCAUUUUUUAUUUGAUAUUAAAGUGUGAAAUGGAAUUGAAGGAAAUGAAUUUUUCCCAAACAUACACACACUGACUUUCAUACACUUAAGAACAAGCACACAGGGCAUCUGGAGAAAAAAGACAAGUUCAAAAAGAAUAUUAUCACUGUAUUUUUUUAAAUCCAUGGAGAAAAAAGAACUGUGUUAUAUCUGCAUACUACUUUACAGUGUGGAUUUUAAAGAUAAGAACAUGGGUGAAAAUGAGGGUGGCCUUAAUUUGAAAAUACAAGUAACUGCUGUAAAAAAAAAAAAAAAAGCAUAUGCAUAUAUGAAAUAAAUUUGAAAAGACUCCAUUUUAAACCAUUAUUUCUGAGCACUGUCCGACUUGAUUCAUGCAUGCACAUGAUUUCUUUGAGGAGGACCACCAGUAUCUGGUGCUAGUGAAUAGAACCCUCAAAUAAUUUUCAGAAUUUACUAAUAUGUAAAUCAAAUUAAAAGCCUAAAUGACUCCUAGCAAUGAGCUGUCUAUUGAUUUUAAAAGGAUUUUAGUUAGUAAUCCGGAAAGUAAUAACCAGGGACUUCUUUUAACCAAACUCAAUCCAGACUCGCUGUUAUACUGAGACAUCAAAGUGGAAUCAACCGGAAUCCUGGGUGACAGGCUUACAUAUAGGCAAAAUUUAAAUUUUUCCCAACAUAUAGUGGUGAUCAGAGGGUUAUUGUUAUGAGGAAUCCAUCUGAGUAAAGCUAAGAGUGGGAGGUGCUUAUAGUGAGCCCUCCAAGCUCUCUCAUUUCCCUCUCCUCCAUGACAAGCAAAAGCAAAACACAGAAAUCCAAACAGGCUUUUUACUCAGCCACUGAAAAUAUCUCAUAUUAUAGGAAAGGUAGCACUUGAAAAUUCCACCCUCUACCGAUAAGCUUUCCUGCUGCCUGCGAGCAUAACUAAACCAGGAGACUUAAAAACGGCUUCUAGAACUGGAGGUUGUGUAUGAUUUGAUAUAUACUUGGAAAGUGUAGAUUUAGUUUAUAACUUGAUAGAAAGAAGCCUGCAACAUGCCAACCCAGGUUAAUUUAGCAGUUUCUCAUUUUCAUAACUAUGUGAAAACAUCUGGGACUGAAUCACUCUUGAAUACAGAGGCAUAGGAUAGAUCUGUGCAUUCACAACUAUAAAUACCAUUUUGAGUAAGUACUUUUAAACAAGAAAGAGUUUAUACAUUAGGUGUAAAGUUAUAAAUAUUCACCUUUAUAAAUCUGAAGUUUAAAUUAAGGUCAUGAUUAAUAAAAAGAAUUUAGUGCUUGAUUAUUGAAAUAAUGUCAUUCUUAAGAUGUCAAAAGGAAUUUCCCAUUCUUCUUACUAUUAUUAUUGCAGUAGAGGCAGGUGCUAUUCUUAUUUCCUUUAGGAUUGCACUUGGAUUCCAAGCUUUUGUGAUAGUUAACACUAGGGAUUUGAUUUGUAAACUUUAGGCACUGUUUGAGCAUGUGGCUCAUGUUUAGCAAUCUAUAAAAACUUCCAUAUUUCAAUUAAUAUUCACUUUUUUGCAUAGAGAAAGGUGUUUGUAUUUUUAAAAUAUUAACUAAAACAAUAUGUGCCAAUACCAUAGGUAAAUAAACCAGGGAAAAUGUGACAAUAUAUAGUUGUUCUUAAUUUAGUUUCACCCAAUCUUGAGUCUUGAAUGAGCUAUUUUCAUAUUAUUAGUGUUUGUAUUCAACUCUGACUUGUCAUAAGAAGUGUGACAUCAUAAAUUGUUCAGUAGCUUUCCAAUCUUAAGUGUUUCCAAAAAAGUGCCUUGAAUUCUCUGAAGAUACAUAUUUAAAUUAAUAUAGGUAAUAGACCUCUGGGACAAGUAAUGAUCAUGGGGUUUUAGGGCUAAGGCAUAGUCCUUUUUAUCACCUGCUGGUGGGUGCAUUCCAGUGGCUUUCUCCAUGGAAGGAGGUUUAUUUACUUGCUGCUGAGGUUCUUGUCAAGUCAAAACCAAUUUGUAUUUGUUCUAUUGCUCUUUGAUCAUCUUCUUUAACUUUUCAUUUCUAACACUGAUUAUAUUAAAUUGUUAAAAAAGAAAGGGAAGUGAAAUUGCACAUUCAAAGCACAUGACAUGAUGUAUACAGUCAUGCCUGGCAGUAGCACUGCACAAAGUUACAAAUAUGGAUGCAUCUUAAUUCCUAUACAUAAAUGUUGAAAGUUAAAUCACAACACACUUGAAACAGUGAUAUAAACUCACACACAGUUUUCAGAAUUGUUUCAGGGUAAAAUAAAUGUUUCAAGUUGUUUACUCUCCCAAAUCCCCUGAACUUGUUAGAAUAUUUGUUGCUUGAACAGAAUCUUUCAGAGAUUGAGAAGAAAAUAUCAACCUAGAACACUUAUUAUUAUAAAGUUGCCUAAAUGAAGGAGAAAAUAUAGUUGGCUUUCUGCAACAAUUAGUGAUUAGUCAUAAAGUAUUUCUUCCUCAAGGGAAUGACAGGUUUUAGAUGGUCAAGAUGAAGCAUGAAGCAAAGUCAGAAACCAUUAAAAUACCUUUUAGUCCAUUUUUCUGUUAUGGAAUUGUGCAGAAGGAAGGUUAUCAUAAACCUGGGUACCAAAAUAAUUCAUGAUCACUGGCUAGUUUAAGUAUUUUUCCAUUUGUGAUAACAAGACUCCUCGUAUUUUUCACCAUUUAAUCUUAAAUGUUCCUUCACUAAUUUAUGAAUGCAAUAUGGGAUAUAGACAUGUCCUGACACAUGCCCAUCCUCUUUCUUGAUCCUUUUUGGAGCCAACCAGCACAUAUUUAAGAGGCAGUUGGGUCAGGUUCUGGUGUGCUUCACAUUGGAAGACAGGAUGUUUUCUCAGUGUAAAUUGACAUGGCUCAUAAAUUUCACUUCUUUAGUACCAAGUUCUAACCACCUUAUCUCAUGGGUCUCCCCUGGACACUAGGAAAUAAGUAAAAUAAUUUGGUUUGAUAUAUUUGAAUGUACACUUUAAAAAUCUAGGUAUUUUUUACUCAUCUGUCUCUGGCUGUACUUGGCAGAAAAAAAGACCAUAAGAUGUAUGCUGAAAAUGUAAGUUUUUAUAUUGAUGUUAUAAAAUGUAGAGGUAUACUUAAUCAGUUAGUUGAAACUUAUUUUCCAUCCAAAAAUACCUUUAAAAAAAAACCCCUUACAUGUACAAUGUUGCAGGCUUUUAAUAAAACAAAAUAAAUAAUCAUGAUUGUUAGGCUCAAAUUAAUAGGGAAAAAGGAUGUGAAGUGGGAAGGGAAUGGAUAUUUAUGUUUCCUGCAUUUUGCCUAUUUGAUAUUCAAAUCGAAUCAUAGGUAGAGGCUGUUGGCCUGAUAUAAUA
This is a messenger RNA of Balaenoptera musculus (blue whale), 5797 nucleotides long. RefSeq names its product solute carrier family 16 member 7 (gene SLC16A7). Bases 676 to 2142 code for a protein of 488 amino acids. Gene Ontology annotation, molecular function: monocarboxylic acid transmembrane transporter activity. The transcript has 8 exons. Lineage: Eukaryota; Metazoa; Chordata; Mammalia; Artiodactyla; Balaenopteridae. Gene Ontology annotation, cellular component: membrane. Gene Ontology annotation, biological process: monocarboxylic acid transport; transmembrane transport. The record is from RefSeq and is a predicted model, not a curated record.